Messenger RNA from Rangifer tarandus platyrhynchus (Svalbard reindeer), 1653 nucleotides. NCBI's taxonomy places the organism in Eukaryota, Metazoa, Chordata, Mammalia, Artiodactyla, Cervidae. The record is from the annotation of a GenBank genome assembly.
AUGGCAGCGCCCGUCCGGCUGGGCCGGAAACGCCCGCUGCCUGUUUGCCCCAACCCUCUCUUCGUACGCUGGCUGACCGAGUGGCGGGACGAGGCAGCCAGCAGAGGGCGCCGCACGCAAUUUGUGUUUCAGAAGGCGCUGCGCUCCCUCCGGCGGUAUCCACUGCCCCUGCGCAGCGGCAAGGAAGCUAAGAUCCUCCAGCACUUCGGAGACGGGCUUUGCCGGAUGCUGGACCAGCGACUGCAGCAGCACGAAGCAUCAGGCGGUGACCUGUGUUCACCAUCCGGAACCAAGAGCCCAGCCCGGGAAAGGCCACCUGCUGAAGUCCAGGACCCUUCCAUGCCAGUCCCAACCCAGCUCAAAGCAGGAGGCCCUGGCAGCUACUGGCCAGCUCGGCACUCGGGAGCACGAGCGGUCCUGCUGCAGCUAUACAAGGAACACCUGAACCCUAGCAGCCAGGGCUUCCUAACCAAGGAGGAGCUGUUGCAGAGGUGUGCCCCAAAGGUUUCCAGGGUGGCCCCUGGAAGUGCUCGCCCCUGGCCAGCCCUCCGUUCGCUCCUCCACAGGAACCUCGUCCUCAGGACACACCAGCCGGCUAGGUACUCACUAACCCCGGAGGGUCUGGAGCUGGCCCAGAAGCUGGCUGACUCAGAGGGCCUGAGCUUGCUGAAUGUGGGCAGCGGGCCAGAGGAGCCCCUUGGGGAGGAGUCUGAAGUGCCAGGAGCGGCUUCAGCUGAGCUUGGCACCAGCGAAGGGAGCAUCCAGCAGCCCCUCCUGGAGCUGGGGCCUGGAGAGUACAGGGUGGUGUUGUGUGUGGACGUCGGUGAGACCAAGGGGGCGGGCCACAGGCCAGAGCUGCUCCGAGAGCUGCAGCGGCUACACGUGACGCACACGGUGCGCAGGCUGCACGUCGGGGACUUCGUGUGGGUGGCCCAAGAAACCAGUCCCAGAGACCCAGCACGACCUGCAGAGCUAGUCCUGGACCAUAUCGUGGAGCGAAAGCGGCUGGACGACCUAUGCAGCAGCAUCAUCGAUGGCCGCUUCCGGGAGCAGAAGUUCCGGCUGAAGCGCUGUGGUCUGGGGCGCCGAGUGUACCUGGUGGAGGAGCAUGGUUCUGUGCACAACCUCAGCCUUCCUGAGAGCACACUGCUGCAGGCUGUCACCAACACCCAGGUCAUCGACGGCUUCUUUGUGAAGCGCACAGCGGACAUUAAGGAGUCGGCUGCCUACCUGGCCCUGUUGACACGGGGCCUGCAGAGGCUCUACCAGGGUCACGCCCUCCGCAGUCGCCCCUGGGGCACCUCUGGGGACCCGGAAUCAAAGGCCAGGCCCUCCCCAAACCCUCUCUGCUCACUCCUCACCUUCAGCGACUUCAACGCGGGAGCCAUGAAGAACAAGGCCCAGUCCGUGCGGGACGUGUUUGCCAGGCAGCUCAUGCAGGUGCGCGGGGUGAGCGGGGAGAAGGCGGCGGCCCUGCUGGCUCGGUACAGCACCCCUGCCAGCUUACUGGCCGCCUAUGAUGCCUGUGCCACCCCGAAGGAACAGGAAAUGCUGCUGAGCACCAUCAAGUGUGGGCCGCUGCAGAGGAAUCUGGGGCCCGUUCUGAGCAGAACCUUGUCACAGCUCUACUGCAGCUCUGGUCCCCUGACCUGA